GCCGCCGUACUCGGGCGCAGUUUAUCUACAGAUUACUUGCCUCCUGCUGGGAUUUCAGCCUCUUCUCCUUUGCUCUGCGAUUUUAUCCAGAAUGCUUUACUCACCUUGCCAAAGUCAGUCGACCCGCUGCGGCGUUGCGUUGACAAGCCACAUGAGCUUCUUGCCUGGCACAAGCUGAUCAAUGAAGCGUUAUCCUCUGCUACUAGUCAACUUGCAGCUCUUGAUGAAACUGGUGAUAUCCACCAUUUCUCUGGAACCGGAGGUGAUUAUAAUGAGCUUCUUGGAAUUGCAGGAACCAGUGCCCUUCGUAGAUACCGUACCUUUGCUGUACGCACAGCUGCAGCCUCAUCUGCCUCCCCUGUUUUAGCGUCUGCUGCAGGCCGCCUUCCUUCCGGAAUAGGUGGUAAUGGCGUUGCAAUGCGUUCGAAUCCUGACGCUGCUGGUGGGAGGGUCUUCGGCCUACCUUUC
Messenger RNA from Protopolystoma xenopodis, 468 nucleotides. NCBI's taxonomy places the organism in Eukaryota, Metazoa, Platyhelminthes, Monogenea, Polystomatidea, Polystomatidae. The record is from the annotation of a GenBank genome assembly.